Helianthus annuus (common sunflower) is the source of this 1121-nucleotide messenger RNA. RefSeq names its product cyclase-like protein 2. The record is from RefSeq and is a predicted model, not a curated record. Lineage: Eukaryota; Viridiplantae; Streptophyta; Magnoliopsida; Asterales; Asteraceae. Gene Ontology annotation, molecular function: arylformamidase activity. The coding region runs from base 113 to 931 and encodes 272 amino acids. The transcript is spliced from 6 exons.
AUAAUUAGGUGGUUUAUAUGCAAUUCUAAAUAGUAGAUACAAUUGAGGGUUUGAAGCCCUCUACUUUAUGAAUCAUCAUCCUCACUCUUGUCUUGCUUGAGCUUUCUCUCAAAUGGUUACAGCAAACAUCCAAACCAAACUACUUGUUACAAUCAUACUCUUCACUUACUCUGUCGCCGAUGAAGCAUACCCAUCUCCCUUUAUAUCCGCAAUCACACCCUGCGAACUAAACCAGGGUAUCAGUCUUUCUCCUAUUCGCAAAGAAGUGUAUGAUGAGGGUCAUAUCUUUGACAUAAGUCACCGGUACCAUCCCGAUUUGCCGUCAUGGGGAUCGGACGAGGGUAUUGGACAGUUUCUCCAGCUCCCGGCCAGUAUGAAGAACGGCUCACUUGCUAAUAAUUCCGAGAUGAAGAUGCCCACACACACUGGGACCCACGUGGAUGCUCCGGGACACGUGUAUGAUCAUUAUUUUGAUGCGGGGUUUGAUGUUGACACGCUUGAUCUUCGUGUUCUUAACGGCCCAGCAUUAGUAGUUGAUGUUCCAAGAGAUAAGAACAUAACAGCCGAAGUUAUGAAGUCGUUGAACAUUCCCAAGGGGGUAAAGCGUGUGCUUUUCAGAACACUGAACACUGAUAGGCGGCUAAUGUGGCAAAAGGCAUUUGACACAAGCUAUGUUGGAUUUAUGAAGGACGGAGCCCAGUGGCUGAAGGACAACACUGACAUCAAACUCGUUGGUAUUGAUUACUUAUCAGUUGCUGCGUAUGAUCAUCUUAUCCCGUCUCAUCUUGUCUUUUUAGAGAACAGGGAUAUCAUUCUUGUAGAAGGUUUGAAACUUGACGAUAUAGAAGCAGGGAUAUAUAAUGUGCAUUGCUUACCGUUAAGGUUACUUGGAGCCGAGGGAUCUCCCAUAAGAUGCAUCCUCAUCAAGUGAUAUUGUGUGAUUCAUAAAUAGACUUUAUGUUCUUUUAGCCUUUUUUUUUUCGUUUGUGUUUGUUACUUCUCGUUAGUUUGUAAAUUAAGCAUUGGUAUUGCAAACAUACUGAAAUGGAUGUGAUGGUUUGAUAGUAAGAGUAGUUAUAGGUAAGUUAUGUUAAUCACAAAAUGUCACAUCAUAUUUGGUC